This is a messenger RNA of Saccostrea echinata, 2688 nucleotides long. Its product is annotated as probable protein phosphatase 2C T23F11.1. Bases 94 to 1026 code for a protein of 310 amino acids. Gene Ontology annotation, molecular function: cation binding; protein serine/threonine phosphatase activity. The transcript is spliced from 10 exons. Lineage: Eukaryota; Metazoa; Mollusca; Bivalvia; Ostreida; Ostreidae. Gene Ontology annotation, biological process: protein dephosphorylation. The record is from RefSeq and is a predicted model, not a curated record.
AGCAUUGUUUUUGUUUAUUAUGUAAUGUGGCUAAUCGUAAUCAAAGUAAUUUCAUGACAUUGGCUUAAUAAUCAGCAGAUAAUUUGAUUUGGAAUGGGUCAGACUUUGUCUGAACCAGUGACAACGAAGGAAACUUCUAGCUGUCAGAACAACUUUGUAAAAGUUGGGUCAUCAUGUAUGCAAGGAUGGCGAAUAACUAUGGAGGAUGCCCACAUACAUCUGCUCUCACUUCCUAAUGAUAAGGACACCUGCUUCUUUGGGGUUUUUGAUGGCCAUGGAGGCUCAAAAGUUGCUCAGUAUGCUGGUGAACAUCUGCAUAAGAAAGUGAUAUCCAGGCCAGAAUAUUCUGAGGGAAGAAUACCUGAUGCUCUUAAACAAGGAUUUCUUGAUUUGGAUGAAGAUAUGAUGAAAGAUAACGACAUGAAGGAUGAAUUAGCUGGGACAACAGCCAAUGUAGUGUUACUCAAAGGAAACAAAAUCUUCUGUGGCAAUGUCGGAGACUCAAGGUGUGUUGCAAGUGUCCGUGGUCAGGUAGAACAGCUAUCAUAUGACCACAAGCCAGGAAAUGAAGCAGAAACCAAGAGAAUUAUUUCUGCAGGAGGAUGGGUGGAAUUUAAUAGAGUUAAUGGAAACCUUGCAUUGUCUAGAGCAUUAGGUGAUUUUGUCUUCAAGAAAAAUGAUAAAAAGGACUCAAAAGACCAGAUUGUAACUGCAUACCCUGAUGUACUAGAGAAACAGAUCACUCCAGACCAUGAGUUCUUGGUCCUUGCCUGUGAUGGUAUUUGGGAUGUUUUAACUAAUCAGGAGGUAGUAGACUUUGUGCGAGCUCGAAUUGCUCAAGGAAUGGAACCAGACAUAAUUUGUGAGGAGCUGAUGAUGAGAUGCCUUGCCCCUGACUGUCAGAUGGGAGGAUUAGGCUGUGAUAACAUGACUGUAAUACUUGUAUGUUUUUUACUUGGGGGAAGCUAUGAUGAUCUCACACGGAAAUGUUCACGGGGUGGAGGACAGAGACUAGGGGGCUAUUAGUCCUUCGUAGGUGACAUUCACACACCACUGUAAGAAAAAAAUCCACCACUUCUGUCUAUAAUGUCAGACCAUGUGGUAAAAUUCCAUCCGUAAUAUAUAUAUGGAUAAAAAUGACUUCAGUGUUAUCCAAGAGUAUAGCUGUUUACAUAUUGUUAUGAAAUUUUAAUAUACAUCUUUAUAUGUGUGUAUUUAUAUGUGUGAGUGGGUGUGUUCAUGUGGAGUGAUGAGGAAACUGUUAUAUGCUGUAAAUUUUACAAAUUUUAACAUGGUACAUAUUCAGAUUUUACAAAUGGAUAGUCAGUUUUAGACUGAUACAAAUUCAGGUUUUUCAUACAGGAAUAAAGAGGCAGCUCUUCUGCAUUGAAAUUUCAAAAUAAAUGAAAAAAUAUUCUGGCACAUAUUAUAUAGAUCAAAUCUAUAUAUUUAUGAUAUUUUUUCUUUCCAACAUUUAUAUUAUUUAGUAGAAGAAAGUUUUGGUUUAGAUUUUUAAUUUUUUUUUCCUGGAAAUAUUAGAAUAGUCAUGAGCAUUCAGCAAUACUGAAAAUAAUUCAGGUUUACAAAUAAAUCUUAUACAUAUGAACACAAAGACAUACAUUUGCCUAGUCUUAUAUUGAAGAUUUUAAAUCACACAAGCAGUAUUAAUUUACGUUUUAUCUGUGAUAAUUAAAUAAAAAAACAAGAUGUAACAGUGUAGUUACUGUUGUGUACUUAGUCAUAAAUAACAAGAUUUCUUAAUUCUGUAAAAAACUUACAAUAUAAGAUAGGAGAGGGUCAAUAUAGGCUGUGUGCCACUGCAGAAUUAUAGCAUAUUGUAUUGCUAAUUGAAUUUAAUAUAAACACUGUUUUGAACUAAAACCUAUAUGCUCAGGACAAAUAUUUAUGCAGCCAUUAAAUUACAUAAUAAACAUGAUAUUAAAUUGAAUUGGACAGUAUGGAUACUUAAAUGUUUACAUGUAUAUUGAUAGACAAAGUUUUGAAACUACAUGUACUGUAUAAUUUUAAAUUAUUAUUAUUUAUUUAUACAAUAUAAUUUCACAUAUCCGAAACUUUGGAAGACUUCUAAACAAUAUAUUGGUUUAUAUCAUUGGGAAAAUUUAUUUGUAUUUCAUAUGAAAGCAUGCCAGAUAGAUGAAUUUGAUUGAUAAUCUAUAAAAUUCAAAUCAGGGAAUAUGAAAGGUUGUGAUUGUGAAUUCAUCUCUUGUUUGAAAAAAAAAAAAAAAAACAGAACAAAACAAAAGCAAAAAUUGAGAUGAUACUUUGAAAAUGGGAUUAAUUACAUACUAAGAGCUGCUUUAGAUUACACCCUCUCCUUUUGAAGAUGUUAAUCAUGUAUUAUGUGGUGUGGACAGAUCUACAUAUAAUAUCUUUAGGGUUGACUAAGUAAUUUGAUUUCAGGUAUAAUUUGGUCCUUCAAGUAGCCAACUCAUUUGUUAUUGGGUAUUGAUCUUUUAAAACAAAAUAUUUAAUUAUUUUUCUUGUUGCCAAAGAGUCUGUUGUAUAUCUCACAUUUUAAAGUCUUUGAUAAUCUUAAUGCUGGUCCAAUGUCGUAUUAUUUAUUGUAUGUAUAUAUUAAUAUUACAUAAUUAUGUUUGAAUUGUGUGUGAUUUAUUAGAUUUUUUCAUUACCUCUUUCUUUUGUCUAUGAUUUUUGUUUCAUAUGUUA